Messenger RNA from Ziziphus jujuba (common jujube), 1884 nucleotides. RefSeq lists its product as uncharacterized. The record is from RefSeq and is a predicted model, not a curated record. NCBI's taxonomy places the organism in Eukaryota, Viridiplantae, Streptophyta, Magnoliopsida, Rosales, Rhamnaceae. The transcript is spliced from 4 exons. The coding region runs from base 137 to 1765 and encodes 542 amino acids.
GGGUCAAUUCCAAAACUCAACUAUAAAUUGUAUCCUACAUAUAUAUGUGAAGAUUGAAAGCUUAUAUGAUUAAACAUCAUUCUUACAAUUCUUGUGAUGCAUAUAAUUCGCUUCCAGUUUCAAGAGUAGGAUAAAAAUGGCAAUUCCUAUUACCUACAGCAAUCUGUUUUUCGUUUCUCUACUUGCCUUGUUAUGUGUAUUUGCCAACACUGUCGCUGCGGAAUUAGACUGGCAUAAUGGGACAGCACAAGACUGGUUAAACCACGGUGGUGAUUUGCACAACCGAAGAUAUGCUAACAAGGAGACCACGAUCAGCCAUCACAGUGUUUCCAGGUUACGUUUGAAAUGGAAAUUCUAUGCAGGAAAUGAUAUAACAGCAACACCUGCUAUAUUCAAUGGAAAUCUUUAUUUUCCCAGCUGGAACGGUUACAUAUAUGCUGUGAAAGCAAAGGAGGGAACACUUAUUUGGAAGAAGAACUUGCAAGAGUUGACUGGCCUUCACCCCACCGGUUUAAUAAACAAUGUCAACUGGACGGUCUCAAGAUCGACUCCGACGGUAGCUGGUGACUUGCUUAUUAUUGGAAUCUAUGGCCCUGCUGUAGUUAUUGCUGUUAAGCAAUCAACAGGGGAGCUUGUGUGGUCUACCCUCCUUGAUAACCAUUCCACCAGUUUCAUCACCAUGUCCGGAACCUAUUACAGAGGCGCCGUUUAUAUUGGCACAUCAUCGGGAGAAGAAUCUGUGCUCAGCGUAGACCAAUGCUGCACCUUCCGAGGCAGCUUGACAAAGCUAAACGCCAAAACUGGUGCCGUUUUAUGGCAAACCUUCAUGCUACCAGAUAAUCAUAACAAAACUGGUGGGUAUGCCGGAGCAGCCAUAUGGGGAAGCAGUCCAUCCAUCGACAAAUCCAGAAACCACGUCUACAUCGCCACCGGAAACUUGUACUCCGCCCCAUUGAAUGUCCAACAGUGUCAGGAAAGAGAGAACAAUCAAACCGUACCCUCUCAUCCAGACACUUGCGUGGAGCCCGAAAACCUCUCUGAUUCGAUCUUAGCCCUUGAUCUGGACACGGGAAAGAUCAAAUGGUACCGCCAGCUUGGAGGCUACGAUGUCUGGUUCUUUGCAUGCAACAAUCUCUCCACCCCGAAUUGUCCUCCGGGUCCCAACCCCGAUGCGGAUUUCGGCGAAGCCCCGAUGAUGUUGAGCAUCCAUGUUAAUGGAACCAAGCGAGACAUCGUGGUUACUGUUCAGAAGAGUGGGUUUGCAUGGGCUUUGGAUCGUGAUAAUGGCACACUCUUAUGGUCCACGGAAGCUGGACCGGGUGGUCUUACAGGAGGAGGAACAUGGGGAGCAGCCACGGACGAAAAGAGGGUUUACACCAACAUUGCAAAUUCCGACGCCAAGAAUUUCACUCUAACACCGUCUGGGAAGAACACCACCAGUGGUGGAUGGGUGGCCAUGGAUGCUCGCAAUGGGAAAGUUGUAUGGUCCACGGCUGAUCCUGAAAACGGCACUGCUUCUGGCCCUGUUAGUGUGGCUAAUGGCGUCGUCUUUGCCGGAUCAACAAACAGAUUAAAAGGACCCGUUUAUGCAAUGGAUGCCAAAAGUGGAGAGAUUUUGUGGUCGUACGAAACAGGAGCCACUGUGUAUGGUGGUAUGUCGGUGAGUGAUGGCUGCAUUUACGUUGGGAAUGGAUACAAAGUCAAUCUUGGUGUUUAUUCUCCUUUCUCCGCCGGGACUUCACUCUUGGCCUUCUGUGUCUCAUGAACUUUUAGUAGCUCAACCAAUUAAACCCCUUUGAUAUCUAUAGCUUUUACAUAUUGUUCUUUUGUACCCUAAAAUAAAGGAAUGACUAGCUUGUCAUAACUUUUUAGUUUCUAAUAUCU